Triticum turgidum subsp. durum (durum wheat) is the source of this 5811-nucleotide messenger RNA. The record is from the annotation of a GenBank genome assembly. Lineage: Eukaryota; Viridiplantae; Streptophyta; Magnoliopsida; Poales; Poaceae.
AUGCCGGGCCGGCUGUUGCCGACCGCCACCCCGUGGAGUCAGCCCGCGAGAUCCGGGCCGAGCAGCACCCCCCUGCUCGCUCAAGCUCCUCCCGGGACUUACUACAGCUACCCCCAUUUGAGCCGUGCGCCGGACCUCAACUCCCUGCUCCACACCCCCAGGGCCAGCAAUGCCAACAAUGCUGCUGUAGCCGUCGAUCUUGCUCGCGCUUAUGCUCCGCUUGGCGGCGCACCGGCGGUGCUGCCAAAGUACCCGCGGUAUGGGUUGUCGGCCGGCAGCGGCGGCGAGCAGUCCUCCUUGGGGGCAUUGUUCUCGAACAAAAGCUCCUCCUCAAAUGUGCAGGUUAAUUUGCCAGGGGAAGGUUCGACUUCAACCAUAGAUGGAAUGCCCCACAGCGCCGUGCAGUUUCAGGAUUCAAGUGCAGCACAAAUGAUGCAGAAGCUGGCAUCCAAACCGGCCCCUCGCCAUCAGCCCGCGCCUCUCACGGAUCGUAUGCACGUCUCCUGCCUGAACGUCGGUGGAGAGCUCUUCGUGGGUGAUGCUGGGCCUUUUGGAGUUCUUUGCUCAUGUCAUCAGUUGAGGAUGUCUGUAGCUAAGUUCUGUGAGCAUGCAGGAGGGCCUGCAGAAAAAGCUGGUGAAAUUGUCCUCAUGGAGAAUGGCAUGAGUAUUGCACACUGGUUCAAAUACUGCGUAGGGGUUGGAUCAUAUGUUACUGACACUAAGUGUGACCAGCCAGAAUGGGCGUGUAUAGAUCCUUCUCCAGAAGGAUACAGGCUGAAAAAUCUCCUUGCGAGAAACACUAGUAUGGAAAAAGUGGGGUUAUUCAAUGGAUAUGGAAAAGGCACAGGACCUAUGAACGGAACAGUUUAUUCGAAUGAUGUACGAAAAAGUACAGGACCUAUAAGCGGAACAGUUUAUUCCAAUGAUCUGCACAAUGAGGGUAGAGGGCACACUACCGUUGAAAAGCUAGGGAAUAAGAGAGAUGAAACAUAUUACAGGAGUGCUGAUGUCCACACAUCCUUUGCUAGGAACUUUGCUUUACUGCAGAAUUCUGAAACAAAUCUAGGGCUUGCUAAAAACCAUACUGUUAAUACAGCGAACCUAAACCAAAUUAGCAGGCUAAGUGGAAGCCCAUAUAUUACAGCAAGCACGAGUGCACAUCACAAUGGGAAUCAUUCGUCACAUAAUUAUGCAGAUCUUCUGGAGAAUAACUCUGGUGCCUCGUUUCGUAAUCCAGCUCCAAUAUCUCCAGUAGUUUUUAGCAAUGAUACUAGGGCAGGCAGAUAUAAUUUUCCCAGCAAAAUACUCCAAGAUAGUUUGAGCAGUGCUUCGAACACUGAAUUGAAGCUUGGGCAAUCCUCCUAUCAUCAAUCUCUGACUGCCCUAUUUCCGUCGGCGCAGUCAACAUUAAUUGAUUUUCAAAGACCUCAGUCACAUCUGCCAUCAGCAACUCAAAAUCAUUGUCCUAGGCAAACAGUCAAGGUCAGUAAAAAUAUAGGGGAACAUAAUGGACCACCAGUUGGUAGAGGAACUAGCGAACAAUCUAAUGGAGUUGCUAAUGCUAUCAAUCGUUCUGAAGGUGGCAAGGUUACAGAUGCAGCAGCCAAGAACUCAUUUAUCUCAAUAUUUCUUUCGCAUCUUGAGAGGAAUAGUGAAGCCAUUGAUGAUAUUCUCAAGAGUAGUGAGCAUAGCCUACCUAGGGGUCUGGAUGGUGCAUAUAGUUCCUAUCAUUCAAAAAUUGCAAGUAGACAAGUUGAGCCAAGGGCUAAUGAUAAUCCUUCUAAGUUGGCUUCUACCAGCAUUCAUACUGAAAGGAUAUCAGAUGACAGGGCUCUUUCAGUGGCACUCAGUGGAUCUUCAAAAGUUGUACCACUUGCAAAUAGUCAGAACUCUUUAAUCCAUAGUGACUGCCGGUCGCAUUUGCUGCCUAGGCAACCUAAUGCUGGAAGCUCCAAAGUUUGUGAUGGUGCAUAUAGUUCCUAUCAUUCAAAAAGUGCAAAUAGACAAGUUGAGCCAAGGGCCAAUGAUAAUCAUUCUAAUUCGGUCUCUACCAGUAUUCAUACGAAAAGGAUAUCAGAUGGCAUUGCUCUUUCAGUGGCACCCAGCGGAUAUCCUUCAAAAGUUGUACCUCUUGCAAAUAGUCAUGAGCCCUUAAUCCAUAGUGACUGCCAGUCGCAUUUGCUGCAUAGACAACCUAAUGCUGGAAGCUCCAAAAUUUGUGCAGGACUUCCAUGUCCUGCAAUUCCAUGUCCUGCAAAUUGCAGGACUGGCAAUCAUGCGGGCGAUGUAUCCCAUCAGGCUCCCUGUAUGUAUGAUAAAAUGGCCAAUGAACACAAUACUUUUGAGUGUGUAGACGACUCAUGCACACACAGAAGUUCGAGAGUUGCCAAAAUCAUCUGCCAUUGUCGAAAUUCCUGCUCUUCAUCUAGGGAGUUUCUACCUAGUUUUGGCCAAUAUGAUCAAUCAACGUUAGGAAAAUCGAUACAUCGAUGCUGUUACAGAGUUCAGGAAGAUGUUUCUAGACUUGGUUUUAGAGCUGGUCACUUGUGCCGAACUCAAUUCUCGAAUGACGGUGCUCCAAUCCACAAACUAGGGUUGCAUGAGCUUUGCACCUGCUCCACUUUCAUACCAAGGUCAUCGCUAUGUGCUGGAGGUUAUAUCGUGCAGCCUUCUUGCCAUGUGUGCUCUCCUGAUGGGUUUUAUUACAGAAGUUCCAUGGGACAUGCAACCAACAGCUUGACCAAAUGCCCUCUGUUUGAUGCACCUAAUAAGAAAGAAUCAGGUCCAUGUCGGGAUGGCAGAUGCUGCUGCUCUGUAGUCCCAAAAUGUUUGACAGAUUGUGGCUAUGCAAAGCACUGCGAUGACAGAAUUGACCAAAGUGGUAGUGGUUUACAAAAGUGCAAGCAUGAUGUGCAACUGCCUACCAGAUGCGUGGGAGAGAGUGAAAAGUUAAGAUGCCAGUGCUCAAGCAGUGCUCAAACACCUUUGUUGAAAGCUGUCUCUAAUAAAAUGGCAAACCAGCUUUUCGCUCCUAUAUCAGAGAGACUGAAGAAUGUAUCAGAAGAAUCAGUGGCCAACGCCAGCUCGCCUUAUAUAGCCGUAACGGAGAAAAAUGGCUCCUGUAGAGGUUCUGGUGUAUGUAAAGAACGACUGAAUCCUGGUUUUUCUUCUGGAUCCUCCAGUGCUGUGGUGACAAAGUUUCCAGCAUCACCUGAAUUUAACAAUACAUCCUCGUGUGUGGAUAAAUAUGGCAUUGAACACAAAAAACUCAUGUUUGACGAAGGAUCAAGAACUGAGAAAUCUUUGUCGUCAAGCUAUGAUGUGCCUGUCAGUACAGGAUGUGAAAAGUCCCUAAAUAGUUCCUCUACAUUUCACUUGGACUCAUCUAAAGUGAAGAGAAAAUAUUAUCAGAUUUCUGACGGAAUUACACUCAAAGAUAAUGGCAAGCAACAAUGUUCUGAAACACGAAGGAAAUCAAGAAGAUUGAAGUGCUCUGAGGAACAUUCAGUGUCAGAUGAUUGUACUAGGAAAAUAACUUUGCAGUCAUCCGAAAAUGGAGACCCUCAACCACAGAAUGAGGCUAGUUCAUAUUCUUGCAGUGUGUCAAAAAUUAAACGGAAACAUACUACCAUGCAACGAAAUAAGCCAGUGAAACGGCCUCACAUCCAUCAAGAGAUUUUGAAAGGUGGUGAGCAGUCAGAUGGUGAGGGCAUUAUGGUUGGAGAAUUAAAUUCCUCUGAGGAGAAGAAGCAAGUAGAGGAUAUGAGCACUCUGGUUAGAACAAAACAUCAACAGGAAGGGAGCCGAAUGUUUGCUCGAAAACCGCCUAAAUAUGUUUCUCUCAACUGCAUUCUAAAGGAACCUAAGAGUGAAAAUAUUUGUAGUGAGGUUCCCCUUCUCGAUUCUAGCUUAAUUGCUACAGGGAUAACAGAUGAUAAUCGAAAAUUUCGUAAAAUUGCUCCACUUAGUCUGGUUCUUAAAAAGGCGAAGAGAUGCAAUGCUGUUAAAACCCCCUGCAACACAGAAAACAUCCACUCUUGUGAGGAAAAGAGUGCAGUUCGUCCUGUAGGUAAAUAUUCUUUUGGUAAUGAAAAUUACAGUUCAAAAGCUGAAGAUGGAAUUCAGAGUUCCAAAAAGAGUAGAUAUUCACCUAAUGCCUUGAUGUUGAGACCGAACAUUGAGCGUGACUGCAAAAGACCCUGCAUCGAUCUUGGGGAAGGUCAGCCUAUUGGCCCAACAGAUGCGGAGACAAGCCAACUUUCAGUGCAAACAUCAAGAAAAGGAUUUAGGAAUCAAAGAUCAAGUGUAUCUGUUAAUAGGAUUAAGCGGUGUGAGGAAUCUGCAAAUAGAUCAGCACGUGGUCCUUGUGACGAUAAACAAAAUGUGGUUCAAGCCUGUGAAGUGAAUGUUGGAAGGUACAAAGAAAGGCUUAGCUCAGCUGAUUCAUGUUGUGUUUGUCGAAUUCCAUACCUGGAGCCUUGCAAUAAGUUGAUGGAGUGCAGCAAGUGCUUUGUCAAAGCGCACCAAGCUUGCUAUGGUGUUCUAAAAGUUCCAAGAGGCCAAUGGUUCUGUAGACCCUGCAAGACCAUGGCCAAUGCCCAGGACACUGUUUGCGUUUUAUGUGGCUAUGGAGGUGGAGCCAUGACAAGGGCAUUGAACGCCCAAAAAAUCCUGACAAGUUUGCGAAAAGGUCUGAGAGUUACAUCACAAGCAGAUAAACAUGUCAAACACGAUCCAUCUUAUGUGUCAAGAUCAACGAGUUUGGAAAACAUAUCUAGAGUAGAUAAACAGAGGUUAGUAGACACUGCACAUGAGGAGAACACCCUCAGCAGCUCAUGGACUGUGAACCACAGUUCAAGUCUACUCGUUCCACAAAUGUUGCGGUGGGUCCAUGUGGUCUGUGGUCUGUGGACACCUGGUACAAAAUGCCCAAAUCCCACCACAAUGAGCGCCUUCGAUCUAUCAGGUGCUUUACCUGCCAAGAGUGAUUAUGCAUGCUCGAUGUGUGACAGAGCUGGGGGUUCAUUCAUGAUGUGCCGAGAUGUGAAUUGCUCGGUGACCUUCCAUGCUUGGUGUGCCCACCAGAGGGGUCUGUUGCAAAGUGAUCCAGAAGGCGAGCAUAAUGAAUAUAUUGGUUUUUAUGGGAGAUGCCUGAAUCAUGCUACUAACCGUAAGGAAUGCUUGAGAAGCAAUGAAUGGACAUGUGCACGUACAGAGGGUUUUAAAGGACGAAAGGGUGAAGGCUGUUCUGGUUCUAAUUACAAGAAACCUCAAGUGAAGAGUAGUGAGUGCAGUGUUUCCCAAGAACAGAUAAAUGCUUGGCUACGGAUAAACGGAUCAAAGCCUUGCAUAAGAAGACAGUCCAAAGGAUGGAAGCAUUUGGUAGUGUAUAAAUCUGGCAUACAUGGACUUGGCCUCUACACAUCAGAGUUCAUACCGCGUGGCUCCAUGGUUAUAGAGUAUGUUGGUGAAAUUGUCGGGCAGCGCGUUGCCGACAAAAGAGAGAUCGAGUACCACUCUGGGAAACGGCAGCAGUACAAGAGCGUCUGCUAUUUCUUCAAGAUUGACAAGGAGCAUAUUAUCGACGCCACCCGCAAGGGCGGGAUUGCAAGAUUCAUCAACCACUCAUGCAUGCCAAACUGCGUCGCGAAAAUAAUCUCAGUCAAGAACGAGAAGAAGGUAGUGUUCUUCUCGGAGCGCCACAUAGAUCCGGGCGAGGAAAUCACGUACGAUUAUCACUUCAACCAAGAGGAAGGCGAAAGGAUCCCUUGCUUCUGUAGAUCAUUUAGCUGCAGGCGGUAUCUCAACUAG